AUGGCAACGAUUAAAAUUCAGGACGUAGAAAAAUUGGGAAAGCAGUUGGGUUUCACUUUCGAAGGAAGAAAUUUCCAUAAUGUGUCACUGGGCCAAGGUCAAGAACCUGUGGCCGAAGAAACUAUAGAACUGUCAGCGGACGGAGGUCACUGGGUAAUUUUGCAAAAUGUCCAUUUAGUCAGAAAAUGGUUACCUACGUUAGAAAAAAAAAUGGAACAAUGCGCGGAGAAUCCACAUGAUGAUUAUCGAUUGUUCAUCAGUGCUGAACCCAGCCCUAAUCCUCACGAGUCAAUAAUACCUCAGGGUAUACUAGAAUCAGCCAUAAAGAUCACAAAUGAACCGCCAUCAGGAAUCCAAGCGAAUAUUCACAAAGCGUUAGAUAACUUCACUCAGGAAACUCUAGAAUCCUGCAGUAAGGAAACCGAAUUCAAAGCUAUAUUGUUUGCACUCUGUUAUUAUCACGCUGUAGUUGCAGAACGUAGGAAAUUUGGGGCGCAAGGAUGGAAUAGAUCCUAUCCAUUCAACUUCGGCGAUUUGACUAUCAGCGUUUCCGUACUAUUUAAUUAUUUGGAAAAUAGUAUCAAAGUACCUUGGGAAGAUCUUCGUUAUUUAUUCGGAGAAAUAAUGUACGGAGGUCAUAUAACAGAUGAUUGGGAUAGAAGACUAUGCAGGACAUAUUUAACGGAAUAUUUAAAACCUGAAUUAGUUGAAGGUGAAUUAUAUCUUGCGCCAGACUUUUUGGUGCCACCAAAUAGUGAUUAUGAUGCAUAUCAUCAAUACGUUGAUAACUACUUACCUGCCGAGAGUCCUGUUCUUUACGGGCUUCAUCCUAAUGCAGAAAUUGGUGGAAGAUCGUACACCAUUUGUGACAGUUGCUUUACAAGAAUGCGAACGAAUGAAUCUAUUGUGUGAAGAACUUCGAAGAUCUCUACAAGAAUUGGAAUUAGGCUUGAGAGGAGAGUUAACUAUCAAUGCUGAGAUGGAAGAGCUAGAAAAUUGUAUACUGAUGGAUAUUGUUCCAAUAUCUUGGACGAAACGAGCUUAUCCUUCAGAAUUAGGAUUAAACAGUUGGUUUGCGGAUAUGUUGAAUCGCAUAACUGAAUUAUCUAAUUGGACUUCCGAUUUCAAUUUACCACCAUCAGUGUGGCUAGGUGGUUUUUUCAAUCCUCAAUCAUUUCUAACUGCAAUUAUGCAGCAAACUGCACGCAAAAAUGAAUGGCCACUGGACAAAAUGUGUUUAUAUUGCGAAGUAUUGAGAAAAUACAAAGAAGAAAUCACAUCAGCGCCAAGAGAAGGCGCAUAUAUAAACGGAUUAUAUAUGGAAGGUGCACGAUGGGAUAUGCAAGCAGGAUGUAUUAUGGACUCUCGAUUUAAAGAAUUGUUUCCAUUAUUACCAGUAAUAUAUAUUAGAGCGAUUACACAGGACAAACAAGAUUUAAAGAAUAUGUAUGAAUGUCCUGUAUAUAAAACACGAUCACGAGGUCCUACUUACGUAUGGACGUUCAAUUUGAGAACUAAGGAAAAGGCUAGUAAGUGGAUUCUUGGUGGAGUGGCAAUUUUAUUACAAAUCUAAUAUUUAAUGUAUUAAAUUAUGAAUUAAAUUAAAUAAAGGAUUAAAUAUUAUGCUAUAUUAUAAUGUUAUAUUAUAUUAUAUAAUAUAUUAUAGUAUAUCGUAGAUGAUGUUUUUUUUUAUAUAAUAUAAUAUUAUUAUUCACAUUUAUAUAAUAUAAAUAUAAUUACACAUUAUAAUAUAAAUAUAAUAUAUGUUAUAUUAUAUAAAUGUGAAUAAUAAUAUUAUGUUAUAUAAAAAAAAAUAUCAUCUACAAAUGAUAUUUAUUUAUUUCAUAUUUAAUUUCUUUAAAUCAUAAAAAUUCAUGUAUCCAAUUUAUAUAAUUAUGAAUAUGAAAAUAUAUUUUUAAAUAUUAUAAAGAAAAAAUUAUUACAAAAUUAUUACAAAAAACGCAAUUUAUUUAUAAUACUACUUUAUUUAUAAUACUACAUAUAAUACUAGAAAUAUUUUGUACAUAUUAAAAUUUUUUAUUAGCAAUUCUUAUCUUCUCUUGAAUCCAUAUUUUUUCCUUUCGUAAAAUAGAUCAGUUUUGGAACUUCCAAGAUUUACAAUCUUUGGACAACCAUCUCUCUGCAAUGAACCAAAUUUUAAAUCUUAAUUUGAUAUUGUAUUUUAUAUUGUAUUAUACAUAAAACUAUACUAAGUUAUAAUUAUAUAAAAAAUUUUGGAUAAUAUUCUGCAAUAGGCCUUUCACUUUCAUUUUUAAAUAUUGUAAAUAAAGUUAUAUAUGUAUUAAAAUAAAAUUAUAUAUGUUUUAAAAUGUGAGGAACAUACCUAUGAUUAAUUUUAAAGAAUUAUUUAAAAAGGAAGAAAUACAUUGUUGGUAUUCAAAAUAAUCAUUAUUUGCAAUACCAUGUAACAAAGAUUUUCAAGAUAAAAAAAAUAUUUAUAUAUAUUUAAUUAAAAUCGUUUUCAUUAGGUUAUAAAAUAUUUUCCAGACCAUAGCUAGUAUAAUCCAAACUAUAAAUCAAACUAAUAUAAUCAUUUUCAAAUUUUCUUCAUUUUCUGUUAAUAUUGUUUCCAUUACAAAAAAAAGCAAAUAUAUUACAUAAAAAAUUUGCAAAUAAAUACAUUAACCAAAAGAUCAAUAAUUUAUUAUGAUAUUCAUGAAAUGAAAUCUAAAUGAAAGAUAUAAUGAUAAAAAUAUGUUGAACGAAUCCUUGAAGUAGCUUGAGAAUUUAGUAAUAUGAUUGAUUGAACAAAAUUAAAUGUUACAUUAACUGAUGCCUAAUUAAGAUUGAGAAACAUUCAUUUAAUAAUCUUCAAUUAAUCAAUUAAUCUUUAAAUUUUUUGAUCUUAUUUUCCUAUAAAACUUUUACUUCUCAACAUUUUUUUUACAAGGAAUUUAUGAAUAAUCAAAUAUUCUAAAUCUGCUUCAAAACAUAACAUAAAAUAGAAAGUAAUAAAAAUGACACAGUCAUCAGUUUAAUCACAUUCUACAUAUUACAACAAAUGUUAAAUUAUUUUUUAAAUAACUUACAUCUUUCUCCUGAAUCGUGCAUUCCUUGCAAUAGUAAGCAUCAGAUACACCAGGUCCACCACAGAUAACACAUCGACCCUGGUAAGAUCCGUAAUUGCAUUCAUCACAAAUUCUAACCAGAGUACAAGGCCUUACAUAGGAAUCACAAAUUACACAUUUACCAUCACAUUUUUCACAUAAUCUCCCUAUUGCUGAAAAUAAAAAAUUUUAUUUACUCCAUACAAAAUCUUAUUUUCUUCAUUCAAUAAUGCACUUUCUUAUAUUAUAUAUAUAUAUAUAUAAUUUUAUAUGUAACUUUUACAUUAUAUGUUUAUCUGUUUUAUAUUAUACGUUUAAUGAUUAUUAUAUAUAAUCUUUCUAUAUUUAUAUAUUAUAUUCUAUAUUAUAUAUAAUCUUUCUAUAUUUCAGUUACAUUUCAUAUACAACAAUGUUAUAAGUAUGUUUAUAAUUUUAUGUUCAUUAUAUAAAUUAUUACAUAAAUUGAAUUAAUUUUAUAUAAACUAAAAUUAAAAUAUAUAAAUACAUAUAUAUUUUUAAAAAUUAUUGUUGUAUAAUUGUUCUAUAAUUACCAAUGAACAUUCAAAUAACAAAUCUAAUUAUUUAUUAAGGAAGCACACUAUUUGUUUAUGUAAUAUUACUACACAUACCGGGACAAAAAAUAGCACAUUCUAAAAAUUAUUAAAUUUCUAUUUAUUAAACAAAUGAUACAAAAUUUUUCUUAUAGACAUUCUUCUGUAAUACUUUUAUCAAUAUGUAUAAAUGAUAUAAAUUAAUGCAAUACAUUUUGUAUUAAAAAAGAAAUAAAAAUAUGGCAAUAUUUAGUAGAUCAAAAUGAUAGUACAUUUCAUAGAAAACAAUGAACAGAAACAAAAGAAACGAGUUUGACAAUUGUCAAAAUUUAGUAGAACCCCUUUGAAUUUAAUAACGGCAGCCAUUCUUUGAGACAAAGAUUUAUAUGAAGAUUUAUAUUUCUUGAUGAUUUUCUGUUUUAAUUCUUUUCAUUUCUUCACAACUUGCAAUUAAUGAUAACUUGCAAUUAGUUGUUGUUUCUUUCGUAAAUCAUAAUAGUAAUGGAAGCUAUCAGGUCUGUCUGAAUUUCUUUUCAUUGCUAAUGACUUUUUUGCUAUUUCUUAUUUAUAUAAACAUGUUUCUUUGUAAAUUGCAAAUGACACAACUUAUGCUUUUGUUUUAACCAAGGUUUUCGUUGUAUUUUUCAUUCUUUCAGAUGUUCACAACUCUUUAAAAGACAUUGAACAUUCCAAACAUUUAUUGUAAAUCCAGCUUUUCCUGUAAUUUGUCUCGCAGUCAAGCUUGAAUUUGACGUCACACGUAUAAUAGCACGUUUAUCCUGAGUUGUUAGACACUGCAGUCGUCCACAACUUUUUCUUUUUCCAUGAUUAUUGGAAUCCUUUAUUGAAUUCAUUAUCAUUUUACUUCAACUUUGGUUAUUUUUUAUCACAGAAUAAUGUUCCUUGCUUACAUUCAAUAUUGUCUGUAUUUUAGCUGGAUUUAAAUUCCAAAAAUGGUCGCAUUUUCCUGUGACCCAUUGUUGCAAAUUUAUUUAUUUAUUAUGUUAAUAUGCACUUAACUGACUGUAUUUUACACAAAUGUUACGCUUUCAAAAACUUCUGUACGACUGAGGAACGUAAAUAUUCGACUUGUGUCAUAUACGUGUUUUUUUUGUUACGACUGCACAAUACUUACAUUUUCGUUUGUAUCUCUUUGAGAAAUUAUACUUAGUCAUACAUUCAGCAUACUACACAUACAUCCACGCCCACGAAUACUGAAGUAAUAAUCUACGCAUUCUAUCUACUUCAUGAUAUAUAAUAUAAGAAAAUAUAGAGUGUGUUAUCUUUUUGUCUCGGGGUUUAUAUACUGUACAUGACAAUAUAUUUGAAUUAAAAACAAAAUUUAAAAUAAUUAAACCUUUACUAAAACAAAUAAUAGUAAAAUAAUUCUACUUUUUCGAGCAUGAAUUUCACAAAAAAUUGAUAUUCUUCAAACAGAUAAUAAAUUAAUUAAUAUACAUGAUUCUAACCUAAAAUUCUAAAUUGUAACUUAACCUAAUAUAAAUCUUACCAACUCCUGGUUGUUUUCUGCAAAAAAUUAAAUCAGGAUGAUGUUUUGCCAUAUCACAGAAUUAGCGGAAUAUUUUAAUACGAAUAUUUUAUACAGAAUACAAAUUGUAUAAAUAUUUUUAGAACAGUCUUAACUGUGUUUACGUCUUAGCUUUGUUUAUGUUUCCUUUCAAAUCAACGGUUUCAAUAAUUCAGCAUGUGUGAAUAAUAAUUAAAAUAGACGAACAUUAAACCAAAAAUUAGAUAUUUUCAACUCUGUAUUUUUAUUUUAUUUGUAUUAAAAUAAUACAAUAUCACUGCACUUAUUUUAGCAAUUAUUUUUAGGAUUAUUUCACAUAGAUUAGUAGUUGGUACCCAUGGAAUGCUAUCACUUUGUUAGAUAAAGGCCGCGAAAAAUUGAAAUCAAUUAAAAAAAUAACCAUUAUUUAUAUUAUAUAUGUUAUUAUAUUAUAACUUGCUCGAAAUAUUAAUAUUCUAAAAUACAAAAAAUCAAUUCUUCUUGAAUUCGGAAUCUUCCGUAGUUCAAUCUUAAAAUCAUCAUCAAUUAAGAAUUUUCACAUUGUUAUUACUCUUAGUGCAAUUUAUAAUAUUUUUAUUCUUAAAAUUUGAAAUAUAUAUAUUAAGUCUCCUUUUCAGAAAUGGAUCUUUAAAAAUCAUGUGUAAUUCAACCGAAACUUUUAAUUUAUUACAAUCUAUAACAAUUAAAUUCAAAGUUUUCUAUUGUAGUAUUCUUAUUAUUUGCAUAUUUUAUUUGCAUUUCUUCUUAAAAUGUUGCAUAGAUCUAUUUUUCAUGUACUUGUACUACAGAUGAUUUUGAAUUUUUCUCUUAAUAUACGCGUCGACAUUACACAUAAAGCCAAGUUCAUACGCUAGCAUGACAAUAUUAAUGCAUAAAAUUUCAUGUGAGUAGAGAAAUAAUUUUUAGAAGUAUAUUACAAUAUUAUUUUACAAUAUUUACUCUACUUAUUUAUUUCUUUUCCUUUCUAGCUUAUUUAAUAUACAUAUAUAAAUUUAGUAUACAUAUACAAAAAAUAUGUAAAAUAUCCAUUAAUAAAGUUUUUAGUAGAUUUGUUCAAAUAAAAAAUUUAUUUGUAAAUAAAGUAUACAUUCAUACACUUUAUUGUUUAGUUACAGUUACAAAUAUACUAUGUAUUUAGUUUUGUAAUAAUUUGAAUAUGAAACGCUAUGGAGAUAUAAAAGACUGAUUUUUUGACUAAAAAGAAAAUUUAAAAGAAAACAGAUCUCGAACUAAUAUAUUUAUAAUUUAUAAUAUAAUAUAUUUAUAAUAUAUAGAAUAAAUAUUUAGAAAUAAUUAAGAAUUAAUAAUUAUCACGUUAUUUUAAUGAGUUUAUUUUAUUAUUAUUAAUAGAAAAAUGA
Messenger RNA from Heterotrigona itama, 6505 nucleotides. Lineage: Eukaryota; Metazoa; Arthropoda; Insecta; Hymenoptera; Apidae. The record is from the annotation of a GenBank genome assembly.